Molecule: messenger RNA, 3020 nt
Organism: Prorocentrum cordatum
Lineage: Eukaryota; Dinophyceae; Prorocentrales; Prorocentraceae
Source: the annotation of a GenBank genome assembly
CAGUGAAUCGACUGAUCGACACGAGGGUCCUGGGGAACCCGCACGACUUCAACGGUGAGCCUGGCACGUGGCGUGACUGGAGCACGAUCUUCCGUGCCUAUGCCAGCGCGUGCGAGCCAGCCCUGAUGGACCUCAUGGAGAACGCAGAACGCUCGGACGAGCCGGUGCUGAACGCCACGCUGCCAGAUGAGCACGUGCGACUCAGCAGCCAGCUCUACUAUAUGCUAGUCAUGUUGAACAAAGGCCUCUCGCUCGACCGCAUAGUCAGUGCUGGAGUGAACGAGGGGCUGGAGGCUUGGAGGACACUUGUUGUGUUUCAUGAGCCUCAGAGUCGGACCCGGGCAGCAGGAUUGCUACAAGAGUUGCUCUCGUGGGAUUUCGAAGGUGAUGUCCCGUCGAAGCUGAUUUCGUUCGACAGGAACGUAAAGCGCUACGAGCAAGCUGUCAGCACCGGGUUUCCCGACGAGAUCAAGAUAGGCAUCCCGGUCCGAUCGCUCAAGGAAGGCCCGCUACGGCACCACCUGCUGCUCAACAGUCAGCGCCUCGACACGUGGGAGCUGGCGAAGGCGGAGGUGGAGAACCUCAGGCAGGCCCAGAUCGCGACGACGGCGAGUGCGGGCACAGGUGUAGCACCGAUGGACCUCGACUCACUUGCGAAGCAGCUGGCAGCUCUCGGCUUCAAGGGUGGCAAGAAUGGCAAGACCGGCGGCGGCAAGGGUAAGACCAGCACGACCUGCCCGGUCGCAAUGAGGGCUGGCGCCAUGGGCGAGAUGGCCGAGCCGGAGCCGCCCGAGGGCCUGGGCGGCCUCUUCCUGGCGGCGCUCGACCUAUCGGCCGUGUCCUCGAGCAGCGAGACAGUGCGCUUCGGGGUCGACUCAGGCGCGGCGGUCACGGCGAUCCCGCGCUCGCUGUGGACUGACUACCCGAUCACGGAGAAGCCGUCGGGAGCGCAGUACCUCAGUGCGACGGGUGAGCCGAUCCGAGACGAGGGUCAGCGCAAGCUCAUGGUGCAGACUGGUGGUGCGUUGCGUGGCACUAGGGCCCGUGUCACGGGCGUCAGGCGACCGCUGCUCUCGGUCUUCGACCUGGUGAAGAGCGGCCAUCGCGUGGUCUUCGAGCAGGGCCAGCACGGCAAUGACAUCAGCCGCGCCGUCCACAUCGAGAGCGGCAAGACAGCCCGCUUCACGCGGGGGCAGCGUGCGUGGGACCUGGACGUGAACAUCGUGCCAACAAAGGAGGUCGCCCAGAUGUCCCAGACACUCGUGAAGGGGGUGCCGCUCUGCUCGGUCGAGGGUUGCAGUGGCUGCGACAGGCUAUAUAGCAAGAAGCGUUUGUGCCCGUUCGGGCGGCAGUGGUACCUCAUGGAGUUGAUGAUGGACAAGUUGCGACCAUCGAGAGCCACUUUGGUCCUGUCGCAGGCGACCCUGUCCCGCCAGGUGGAGACGCCGUGGCAGGGGGCGACGGAGUUGGAAGUACAAUCGAGCUCGAGGGUGGCGUCGAGGAGCGUCACGAGUCUCAGUCUGCUCCGGUGCGAGCGCGACGCGGGCCGAAGGAACCUGCUCAGGCAGACCUCGAGCAACGCGAAGCAGCAGGAGGAGAUGGAGUUCCUGCGCGGCCUGGGCGCCUACGUGUACGACACCAAGCAGCACUGCCGCGAGGAGGCCGGGGGCGACCCGGUGCCCGUGAUCUGGGUGGACGUCAACAAGGAUGACGACCGCAAGCCCAACGUCCGCUGCAGGCUGUGCGUGGCAGAGACACGCUACCGCGCGAGCAUGGAUUUGGGGGGCCCCUCGCAGACGUUUAGCGCGACACCCCCGUAUGAGGCACUCAGGAUGUUGAUUUCCUUUUGCUGCUCGCCCAGGAACGCCGAGGAGGACCAGCACGUCCUCAUGUUCCUGGACAUUACGAGGGCUCACCCGCACUGCGAGAUGAAGCGGAAGUUGUGGGUGAAGCUGCCGUCGGAGGGAUCCCGCUCAGCUGACCCCGACGUGCGCGGGCUGCUGGUCAGGUGUCUCUACGGCUGCCGCGGCGCAGGCCAGAACUUCGAGCUGCUGGUCCGUGAGACGCUGGAGGGCAAGAUGGGUUUCUCCUGUGGCGUGUGGUGUCCCCGCAUAUACCGCAGAGGCGACAGCAAGCUCGUGGCCUACGUCUGCGGCGACAACUUCGUGCUGAAGGGCUCCCGCGCUGACAACUUGGAGUUCUACCGCGAGCUGCAGGAGUGCAUGUGGGUCAAACUCGAGGGCAUGUUGGGGCCCAACAAGAGUGCUGGUGAUGUUCAGGAGGUGGUCUGUCUGAACCGCAUGUUCCGUUGGACCUCGAGAGGUGUGAAGUCCAAGAGCGUGGAUCGUGGCAGGGUCCUGGAGGGCGAGGAGGCGACUCGCUACCGCAGCCUGGUUAUGCGAGCCAGCUACCUCAGCGAGGACCGCCCGGACAUCAAAUACGCAGUGAAGGAAGCAGCGAAGUGCAUGCGCGAGCCGUGCGAGCACGGCGUGGCUGUUCCAGAGGUUCCGCCGCCAGCGUGCUUCUCGGACAGUGACUUCGCGGGCUGCCUGGGAACCAGGAAAAGCACGAGCUGUGGAGUCUUCCAGCUGGGAGACCACAUGAUCAAGGUCUUCAGCCCGACUCACGGCAGCGAGGCUCUCAGCUCGGGUGAGGCCGAGUGGUGCGCUCUAGUGCGCGCCGCGUCUUGUGGGGUCGGUCUGGUCUCGCUGGCGCGCGACGUGGGGUGCGAGCUGGAGUUGUGUUUGGCUGGCGACGCUACGGCGGCCAGCGGGGUAGCUCACCGCCGAGGGGCGGGGCGCAUCCGACACAUCGAGACGAAGACUUUGUGGCUCCAGCGCCGCGUGGCCGAGCGUCGAGUCAUCCUUUCCAAGACGCUCGGCAAGGUCAAAGUAGCAGAUCUCGGCGCGAGGCAUCUGGCGCAGAAGGAGCUAGAUGAGAUGCUGGGGCUGCUUGGAUUUUUCGUGGCUGCGGGCAAGUCUGGCCUCUCUCUCGCGGGCAAAGAGGAGGUGCAGGCAUGA